UGUAGUAAUCAAUCUGAAAGUGGGUUUUCCAGUGGAUAUAAUAGGCACAUGUUAAAGCGCUACCCUGCCAUAUGGAGCUCUUAUUCUAUCUUCUCAUCUAGUGGAAAGUUGUGCAGCCCCACACCAGCAUUCAGAUCUCAAAAUAGACUGCUAUUUGGAUGCAAAAGCUACACAGGCUGAAGGCUUGGGUCCUCAUGCUGGAUUUAUUCGGAGGUUCAUGUGUCCUUAAUUCAUACAGAGCUCACUUCUAUAGUGAGCAAAUUGUAGGUAAAUUGGCCUAAAACUAAACCACUUUGGCCAUUUAGUGAGUUCAGUUUUACUUGUUGGCUCAGAAACAUUCUCAUAGAAAGAAUUCUUCCUCCAGGAGUGCAUUUUGAAAGCAGUUGCAGCAUUAUUUGAUUUAAACAUUUAAAAGAUGUCGGGAGUGUCUAAAGUUCAUCCAUGCUGGAAGGAUGAAAAACCCCAUCGGAAAGUGGAGAUAGACCUGAGUUCACCUGGAUUAGCAGUGUUUGAGCUGGAAAGACUCCUAUUCACAGGCAAAGCCAUCAUCAGUCAUGCGGAUGAAGUGUGGCCAAGGCUUUAUAUUGGUGACCAGCAUAGUGCAGAGAACCUGGCUGAUCUAUCCACCCAUAGGUUCACCCACAUCUUGAACGCAGCUCACAGUAGACGAAAAGGAAAACCAGAGUAUUAUGAGGGAAUGAACGUCACAUACAUGGGCAUAGAGGCCAGAGACUCCUGUAAAUACGACAUGAGCAUCAGCUUUCAGACAGCUGCAGAUUUCAUUCACACAGCUUUGAACAGAGGAGGCAAAGUACUGGUGCAUUGUCAUGUGGGAGUGAGCCGUUCUGCCACCCUGGUCCUUGCUUACCUGAUGCUCAAGCAGAAUCUGACUUUAGUGGAGGCGAUUUGUACAGUGAAAGACAGCCGAGGGGUGAUUCCCAAUCGAGGCUUCCUCAGACAGCUCAUUAAGCUGGAUGGACAGCUCUUUGGCAAACACUGAACCCUUUACAAUAGUUUUAC
This is a messenger RNA of Oryzias latipes (Japanese medaka), 1020 nucleotides long. RefSeq names its product dual specificity protein phosphatase 26-like. Gene Ontology annotation, biological process: negative regulation of MAPK cascade; protein dephosphorylation. Gene Ontology annotation, molecular function: protein tyrosine/serine/threonine phosphatase activity; MAP kinase phosphatase activity. The record is from RefSeq and is a predicted model, not a curated record. NCBI's taxonomy places the organism in Eukaryota, Metazoa, Chordata, Actinopteri, Beloniformes, Adrianichthyidae. Gene Ontology annotation, cellular component: cytoplasm.